AUGAGUUUGAAGAAGGUGUCGCUUGCCAAGCUCAAGAAGACGCUGCGUGGGCCUCAGGACCCAUUCAGAGUUGAGAAGAACGUCGAAACACUGGUGUACUUGGAAUGCAUCGUGUACCUGCGAGAACUGGCGAAACAAGCAACGGUGGAAGCACAACGCUCUCGCAUGAAGACGAUCCAAUCCGCACACAUCGCAAAGGCUGCCAAGGCAAUCGAGGCCAAGCUGUCCGUGGACUGA
Messenger RNA from Salpingoeca rosetta, 237 nucleotides. RefSeq lists its product as uncharacterized. Gene Ontology annotation, biological process: chromosome segregation; mitotic cell cycle; kinetochore assembly. Gene Ontology annotation, cellular component: nucleoplasm; kinetochore. NCBI's taxonomy places the organism in Eukaryota, Choanoflagellata, Craspedida, Salpingoecidae. The coding region runs from base 1 to 237 and encodes 78 amino acids. Gene Ontology annotation, molecular function: DNA binding; protein heterodimerization activity. The record is from RefSeq and is a predicted model, not a curated record. The transcript has 4 exons.